Molecule: messenger RNA, 1465 nt
Organism: Penaeus monodon (black tiger shrimp)
Lineage: Eukaryota; Metazoa; Arthropoda; Malacostraca; Decapoda; Penaeidae
Product: solute carrier family 25 member 44-like
Biological process (GO): branched-chain amino acid catabolic process
Cellular component (GO): mitochondrion
Molecular function (GO): branched-chain amino acid transmembrane transporter activity
Source: RefSeq, a predicted model, not a curated record
GGAAAAAAAAAAAGAAAGUAAAAGAAAACGUAUUAAAAUAAAAAAAAAAACGUUCACAAGAAUCAAAAGAAAAUAGAAAGUAAAAAGAAAAACGUGAUAAAAUAACAAUACAUCAAAGACCAGAAACAAUUGCAAAGGGGACGUGCAACAAACCUAACCAACCAAUGCAAUGGAAACUCUCCUAGGGUCCUCGCCCUUGCCCAGUGCACCGACGUCGACGGCGCCUGCAACAACGCCUGCAAUGACGCCUGCAAUGACGCCUGCAACGACGGCUGCAACACCGAUGGAGAACGGCUUGGAGCGUCAGGCGGGAGGCGGCCCUUUGUCCCUCGCCGGAUCGGGGUCGAUCUUCCAGCGGAUCCGCCUUUCGGUCCUAGGGCCACGCCCUGAUCCCUCGGGUCGCGAAAGCCACGCCUCUGGGGCCCUGAGCCACCCCUCUGACGUCGGAAGCCACGCCUCUGGGACCCUGAGCCACGCCUCCUACCCUCGAAACCCCACCCCCGAUGUCAUAAGCUCCGCCUCUGACGUCAUAAGCCACGCCUCCUACCCUCGAAACCCCACCCCCGACGUUAUAAACCCCGCCUCCUACCCUCGAAACCAGCCUCCCUCCUCCUCCUCCACCUCCUCCUCCUCCUCGUCCUCCACCUCGUCCUCCACCUCGUCCUCCAUCCGGACUAUCGAAUGGGAUAUGAUGGACAAAUGGAAGUUUUUCCCGCUGUCGGUCCUGAGCUCGUUCUCCGUGCGCUGCCUCCUCUACCCGUUCACCGUGGUCAAGACGCGCAUCCAGAUCCAGCGGCACUCCGAGGUCUACCGCGGCACCUUCGACGCCUUCCGCAAGAUCUCACAGUUUGAAGGCAUCGCCGGCCUAUACCGCGGCUUCUGGGUCAGCGCCUUCCAGCUCGUGUCGGGGAUCUUCUACAUCACGACCUACGAGAACGUCCGCUGUUUCCUGAAGGAGGAGGGCGUCCGGGACUCCCGCCUCAGGGCCCUGGUGGGGGGAGGCUGCGCGUCCCUCGUGGGCCAGACCAUCAUCGUCCCCUUCGACGUCAUCUCGCAACACAUGAUGGUCCUGGGCCAGAGAGAGAGCUCUGGGGGGGGAGGGGGAGGGGGAGGAGGGAGGAGGAGGGGGCUCGUGGUCAACCCGCUGAAUAUCGAGUACAAAGGACGGGGGAAAGUGACGGUCCAGCGCACGGGGAGCUUCGCGCAGACCUUCCGCACGCUGUGGGCGGAGGAGCAGCUCGGCAUUUUCACCAAGGGCCUUUCGCCGAGGCUCUUCCAGUCGGUCGUCUUUUCGUUCAUGAUCAUCUUGGGGUACGAGAGCGUGAAGCGCGUCUCUGUGAGCGAAGAGUUCAAGGAGGAGGUGAGGUGGUGAGAGGAAGAGAGGGAAGGAGGAGGAGAGAUAAAGAGGAGAAGGAGGAGGAGAGAUAAAGAGAGAGAUAGAGAGGAAAGAGAGAGAGAGGGAGAG